AUGUCUACCCAAUCCUAUUCCUACGAAGGUCAAGAUUCCCACGCGUCACUGGCCUCCCAAGGCCAGUCUACUGGCCAAGGGUCUACUGCUGCUACAGUUUCUGGAUCGACCACAUCCAACCAAGUAGCUGCCAAUACUGCCGGACAAAGCCAACACCAGCAGUCGACUGCUGCUACCGCCGCUUAUUAUACCCAAGCCUAUCCUCAACAACUGCUGCUGCAACAGCAAUCGCAACAACUGCAACAGCAAACACUGCAACCACUGCAACAAACACUGCAACUGCAAGCGCAGUCUCAACAACAACAGCAACAACAACAACAACAACAACAGCAGCAACAGCGCUAUGCUAACUAUUAUGAUGCGUACGGUUAUGGUAACCAAGUUUAUCAGAUGGGUCAAACUCAACAACAAUACCAACAAUACGCUGCUGCAGCCACUGCCGCUGCUACCGUUGGGAAUGGCGCAAGUACUGGCGCUACCACUGUGAAGACUGAAGAUAAAAAAACCAUUAGUGCUGCCUCCACUACUCAACACCAACAACUUGGUAGUGCUUCUGGCAGUGCGACUACCUCUGCUGCCACCACUCCGUAUGCUCAGCCGUACCCUACCAACGCCGCCUUCAGUAUGCCUGCUGGCGCUGCUUGGCCCUACGCUGCUGCCGCCGCCGCCGCUGCUGCUGCUGGUCGCCCAGGAGUGAUGAAUGCCGCAGUGAUGCCCCAAGCUCCAGCAAAACCACGUAUCACCACCACUUUCUGGGAAGAUGAAAACACUGUGUGUUAUCAAGUUGAAGCUCGUGGGAUCUCGGUGUCUCGUCGUGAGGAUUCCAAUUUCAUCAACGGAACAAAACUUCUUAAUGUCACCGGGAUGACUCGUGGGCGUCGUGAUGGGAUUUUGAAAACCGAGAAAACCAGAUACGUUGUGAAGAUUGGGGCCAUGAACCUCAAAGGGGUAUGGAUUCCAUUUGAACGUGCGUUUGAAUUGGCAAGAAACGAAGGGAUCUCCGAUCUUUUAUUCCCGCUCUUUGUCCGUGAUAUCAAAUCGUUUUUCCUCAGCGGUGGCGUCAACGCAGGAACCGUGUCUGCUGCUGCUGCUGCUGCUGCUUACCUUCCUCAAGCAACUACCGCCACUGGCCAACAGCUGGCUCAUCAACCUCAACAACAGACCCCACAACAAGCUCAGCAGUUCUACAUGUAUCCUCCAGUAAGCCAGACCACUACUACUGGACAAGACGGUACCACCACUGGUGACAGCACUACCUCAACCGGUGCUACCACCAUUAGUGGGGCCGCUGGUGCUGCCACAGGAUCUGCUGAAGGACAGGCCAAUGUUGUUUAUCAGUACCCUGCCCAACAGUAUAACAACUACGCUGCGUAUUAUACUGGUGGGUACCCAAUGAACCAACAGUACAUGUACUAUAGCGGGUAUGCUCAGCAAGGAAAGCAGACUACUCAGCAAGUAGAGCCAAAGAAAGAAAAGUAA
Saccharomycopsis crataegensis is the source of this 1479-nucleotide messenger RNA. Its product is annotated as KilA-N domain-containing protein. Gene Ontology annotation, biological process: positive regulation of transcription by RNA polymerase II. Bases 1 to 1479 code for a protein of 492 amino acids. NCBI's taxonomy places the organism in Eukaryota, Fungi, Ascomycota, Saccharomycetes, Ascoideales, Saccharomycopsidaceae. Gene Ontology annotation, cellular component: nucleus. The record is from RefSeq and is a predicted model, not a curated record. Gene Ontology annotation, molecular function: DNA-binding transcription factor activity; sequence-specific DNA binding. The transcript has a single exon.